This is a messenger RNA of Anguilla anguilla (European eel), 2685 nucleotides long. RefSeq lists its product as uncharacterized. Bases 184 to 1068 code for a protein of 294 amino acids. Lineage: Eukaryota; Metazoa; Chordata; Actinopteri; Anguilliformes; Anguillidae. The transcript has 4 exons. The record is from RefSeq and is a predicted model, not a curated record.
GUUACCUGACUGCAUUGCCCACAGCAACCCAAUAUUCAAUUAGAAUAAUGUUAUAAAUUGAUAUGGAUUCUCCCCCAUCUUCCUACCUCUUAUUAUAUUAUAAAUGCUCUGUUUGGUUGUUAUGUUUGCCUUUUGGUUGACAGCACAAAGAGUGAGCGAGGAGGAUAGAGAAGGAAAGAGAGCAUGAUGGAGUCGGCACAGAGAGAGAAAGAGAGAGAGCAAGAACCAGUGAGUGUCAUCAUGAGCAAGAGGAAGGGUGGCGGUGACAUUCGUCAGUUUUUUGGGCAGCCUCAGAAAAGAAGAAAAAGUAAAGAGAGAGAGGGAGAGAGAGAGCAUGAUGAUGCCGACUGCACAGGGAGAGCAGGUGACAUGGAGAUAAUACACUCAAGCAGAGAGAGUGAGUUUGCAGGCGAGAGCAGACAGGCAGGGGAAGAUGAAGGUGCAGGAGAGGAAGGGGAGGAGUUUGGACCUUGCCCAACUCAGCCAAAUGUGAACGUCAUACCUAGUCAAACCCUAUUAAAUAGGACUCUCUACUUUCAGGAGAAAUGGUUUAAAGAUUAUACUUGGCUCCAUUACAGCCCCUCCUUAAAGGGGGUCCUCUGUUUCUAUUGUGCUAAAUACUUUGCAACACAAAAGUCUAAGCUUGUGUCAAAAGCAGAUUCAGCUUUUGUCAAGACUGGCUUUCAAAACUGGAAGAAGGCACUGGAGAAAUUUAGUGCGCAUAAAGACAUGCAGUGUCACAAAUUAGCUGUGAUGACUCGGAUUCAGGAGCCCAAGCCUGUUAAUAUGCAAUUUUCACGUGAGCUUGAAAGACAGCAGCAACAAGCGAGGAGAAAUCUUAUGAAGAUUGUCGGGGCUGUGAAGUACUUGGCGUGGCAAGGUCUGGCUUUUCGAGGUGUUGAUAAGGAGAGUGGGAAUUUCAACCAGCUUCUGAAGUACAAGGCAGAGGGCGAUGCAGAGCUGACCAACUGGCUGAAAGGUCACGUUGAUUUCACCAGUCCCCAAAUGCAAAAUGAAAUUUUGAAAUUUUGGGCAAUACAAAUGUCAAAGAAAUUGUGUCAGAAAUAACAUCAACGCUAGUGGUCCAGUUUGCAUUUACCAUUGAUGGCACCCAGGAUAUAUCAGGAGUUGAGCAGGAGUCCAUAUGUUUGUGCUUUGUAGAUGCAGAUCUACAACCAAAGGAAGAAUUCCUGGGACUCUACGAAGUAUCAUCAACGACAGAGCAAAAUAUAGCCAAGAUGGCAUGUGAUGUGAUGAACAUAGGACAAGAGGAGAGGAGGAGAGUUGACUGGAGAGGAGAUGAGAAAACAGCAGAGGAGAGGAGAAGACAUGACUGGAGAGGAGAAUAUAGGACCAGAGGAGAGGAGGAGAGAGGGCUGGAGAGGAGAAGAUAGGAUGAGAGGAGAAAAUGAGAGGAGAGCAGAGCAAACGCCCCUACUGCCCACCCAAGUUUAAUUGUAAAUAUGUAAAUAAAAACAACAAUUUGCUAAACCUUGGCCACAAUAUCUGGACUUGUCUUCAUAUAACAAUGCAUACAUUUCUGUUUAUAUGAUUAUGGUUAUGCUUGUACUUUAUUAAUCCCUAAUCUCUGCCAUUACAUACAAUGAAACAAGAAAAAGUAAAAAAGAAAAAACAGCAAUGUAAUACAAUACACUAUUAGACAAUAUUGCAAAAAUAAAAAGUUCAUCCCAUGUGUUAGUGAAUUUUUAAAUACUUUAGAAUGGCAGGAAAUUAGUUUUCAAAUUUUGAAUUUUUUCUAGGAGGGGGGACCCCCAGACCCCCCGCCAGAUUUGGUCCCUCCCAAUGUUGACUCCAUGGCUACGGCCUUGCUUCAUAGAAUGUAAUAGUGGCAGUAAAAAUGACUUUAGUAGUUCCAUAUUUAGAAAUUGAGCUGUUGCCUGUUGGUAACUUUAGGUGAUGUAGGUGAAAUGGGCAUUUUGUCAUCUACAUAUUAUUUUAUAUUAUUAAGGAGGGCAAAAUAUUUUCAAGUAGUGAUACUGGCCAGUGUUCAGGCAACAUUACAGUGUGUUGUUGUUUUUAGAUUUUUUUUUUUUUGCUGAGCUAUGAAGUGCUGCUUCAGUUUGUUUGUCCCCCCCAAAACUGCGCCCCCACUGUAGUAAUGAUGAAACAAAAUUAUUUUCCUUCCUGGGUUAAAUUACUUGAUUUAGUGUCAUUGACAAUCUGUUAUAACUUUACAUCUGUUUUUUUCUUUAUAGACACAGACUCUGCAACCAAUUGACAAGUUUUUUCUCUUCAUGAACCACUUAGCUCUUGGUUUGAAGCAGAAGGAUCUGGCCCACAGAUUUCAAAUACACCGGUCAACCGCGAGUCGCAUUACUGCAACAUGGGCCAACUACCUCUUCACCAUACUUGGGUCAGUGAAAAUCUGGUUGUCUGAGGAAGAGGUCAAGGCUAAAUUGCCAGAGGUGUUCAAGGAGUAUGCAGACACACACGUUGUGCUAGACUGCACAGAACUGCGCUGCCAAACACCAUCAUCUCUGCUCCUUCAAAGUGAAGUAUACUCCAUCUACAAAUCCCAAGGUAUCUUCAAAGGGAUGACUGGCAUGGCACCACAUGGAGCAGUCACCCUGUAUUUCAGCCCUGUAUGCUGGUUGUCUGUCCUGGCCCCACGAUGGUGGAAUGACCUCCCCGUGGAAGUCAGAACAGCUGAGACACUGACCCACU